UUAAAUAGUGCAUAAGAACAUAUUUAGAAGAAACACGUUUUGUCUUCAGGCAUUUUUCUUGAACCCCUACGCAACUUCCGUCAAGCUGUUUAAGGACCCCCAGGAUGUCCAUGCUUGCUGAGCCCCGCAGGAAACAGAAGUGGUCUGUUGACCCUAGGAACAGCGCCUGGAGCAAAGAUGAAACCAAGUUUGGCCAGAGGAUGCUGGAGCGAAUGGGCUGGUCCAAGGGCAAGGGUCUGGGCAGAAGUGAGCAAGGCUCCACUGACCACAUCAAAGUAAAAGUGAAAAACAACAAUCAUGGACUUGGAACCACUGCCAGCUAUGAGGAUAACUGGAUCGCCCACCAAGACGAUUUCAAUGAGCUUCUUGCUCAACUGAACAACCACCAUGGGCAAAACAGCAGCAACAACACCGAACCUCCACCAGAGGAGCAGAAAGGAUUCAGCUUGGAAGAGAAGUCCAAGACUUCCAGAAAGAGGGUCCAUUAUAUGAAGUUCACUAAAGGAAAGGAUCUGUCGUCCCGUACUGAAACAGACCUGAACUGUAUCUUUGGGAAAAGACCAAAAUCUGCCAAAGACCAGGAGCAGGACAGCAACAGCAGUGAUUCUCAGGGUGAGACGGAGGAGACUUGUACUCCUGCUACAACUGAACUGGAUACAGAGUCCAUCGCUAACACUGUGACAAGCACUCUCACUAUGCAGGAGUAUUUUGCACAGCGAAUGGCUCAGUUGAAGAAGGCUCGUGGACAGGCCCAGAGUACAGCACCCUCAGCGGAAGAAGAGGCCAAUGAGAAAUCAGGUCCAUCUGAGGAACCCAGUCCCAUCCACACCAGCAACGACGACUCUGAAGAGCCCAAAAAGAAAAAGAAAAAGAAGAAGAGCAAGAAGUCAUCGGAUGAGCUGGAAGUGGCAGAAGAGAACCAUAGCGCUCCCAUCGUAAUGGAGGACAAUGAGGACCAACAGCAAGAAGGUCUGGGGAAAAAGAAGAAAAAGAGGCGACUGGUCGAAAGUGAAGAAGCUACAACUGAGAAUUGUAGCUCCAUGUCUGGUAUGGAGCAGAACUGUGAGGAGCUGCCUCCGUCCAAGAAGAAGAAGAAGCAUAAAAAACACAGUGAGGACACUGAGCUACUAAAUGGACAUGUGCCAACAGAUGAUCAAAUUGUAGAAUCUGAGGUUGCUCACAAAAAGAAGAAAAAGAAAUGCACACAGGAGGUGGAUGAUGUAGAAAAAGAGGACAAGGAGGAGAAAAGAUCCAAAAAGAACAAGAAAAAGAAACGUCAGGAUUAAAGUGGAAUUAAUAGAAGUGGCCUCCAGUUUCACCAGUCCUUUAUGCUUCAGGGAGACUUGACUGUUAUCCUGUUUUGAACACGAUCAUGGGGCACACAUGUAUAGAGUCAUUGCAUUGAUAAGCAAAUCAAAUGUCUUGUGUCUAAUUAAAAUGUAAUAAUCUGGUCAUAAAGAACACUUUGCUACAGUGAGGUGAAAGGGAGGUAAGACAAAACCUUGAAGCUGCCCAGUAAAGCCACAGACCUGUACUGUUGUGCCACUGGGAUACACCAUUGUUACAGCAGAUGGUAAAAUGCCUUGACUUAAAGAGUUAGACAUUUUGGGAAAUGUGUAUUUUCUUUCUUGUUGAGAGUUAGACGAGAAGAUCAAUUGAAUUUUUUCUGUAGGGGAAAAAUGAGGUUAAGAAAUAGUUUGAUCUUCUUUUCCCAAAAUGCUGAACUACUCCCGAUCUGUCUCUACAUCUGGUUGUCUCCAUGAUGUCUAAAAUAUAUUAAUACAGACAUCAUAAGAUGUCAUCAUAAGAUACAUAAUUUUUUUUUUAAGAUUAUCCCUUUUUUUCCAUCAAAAAUGAGAUGUGACUAAUGUGCUGGCUUAUUGAAUAAAAAGAGCCAAAUUCCAAAAAAACACAAAACAUUUCAGGAAAAAGCAAAAACGAUUAAUUAAUUAUAGUAAACUAUUAAAACACAUUAAUUUCUUGCCAUCUUAUAUGAAUUAGCAUUACUAUUUAUUUAAACAAUAUUUCAAACAUGGCUUUUAUAUUCUUGCCAGCAAUUAGUUGUAUCCAUUUGUCCAGUUUUUCUAACGAUUUGAGAUCUUCUUGUGGAAUGAAACUCCAGGUUUUUCAUCAAAGUAAUCCAGAGAGAUGAGUAGUUUCUUUGUGACUUGCCAAUCAAUUUGGUGAUGUUUUGCUAAAAAUCUGGGAAACGUUGCCACUUUGACAUAAUAAUGAGCUGUAAGAAAUCUUUGGUGCUUUAACUGGAUCAAAUAACUUUUUAAAUAAACCCAUAUAGUCACGAA
Molecule: messenger RNA, 2303 nt
Organism: Larimichthys crocea (large yellow croaker)
Lineage: Eukaryota; Metazoa; Chordata; Actinopteri; Sciaenidae
Gene: pinx1
Product: PIN2 (TERF1) interacting telomerase inhibitor 1
Exons: 7
Coding region: 105-1286 (393 amino acids)
Cellular component (GO): nucleolus
Molecular function (GO): nucleic acid binding; telomerase inhibitor activity
Source: RefSeq, a predicted model, not a curated record